Molecule: messenger RNA, 174 nt
Organism: Puccinia graminis f. sp. tritici CRL 75-36-700-3
Lineage: Eukaryota; Fungi; Basidiomycota; Pucciniomycetes; Pucciniales; Pucciniaceae
Exons: 2
Coding region: 1-174 (57 amino acids)
Source: RefSeq, a predicted model, not a curated record
AUGAACGAUGCGCUCGGUUCCGGCAAGGUCUCCGGCGUCCUGGACUCGUUCAUAAAUCCUGACGACUUGAAACAAAUCGAGGCUGCUUUCACGCUACACUUUCAGCUUGUUCGGUCGGCCUCUCCGCUCAACCAGUCAUCACCAAUUCCGGACUCCUAUGUAUUUCACGGAUGA